UUUUAUCAAAAAUUCAUAUUAAUAUAAGCAUGAGAAAAUAAGUGAAUAUUUCCAGAGGUUCACAUUCGAAGACAGAAGGAAUAAAAUCAUGUCAAUUUCUGAAGAAUAUUUAACGCUGUUCGAAACGUCUAAGAAUAAGCUACUACGACGAGAUAUCCCUUUCAGAUAUUAUAUCUGGAUUUUGAUAGAUGCCGUGUUUAUGAUACUGACGACUACAGCUGUACUCGUCUUGUUUACCAAAUUGUAGGAUCGAAUUACCAUUGUGAAUACUUAAUAUUAUGUUGAUUUGCAGGCAAAUAAUUUCUAGUUUCUUUAAGCAUCAUUUCUAUUUGACGUUUGUUAUUGGAUUUGUCGGUGUCAUUCUACCAAUUCCAAUCAUAACUAUGACAAACUUCUUGUCAAACGUCUUCUGUGUUCAUUUGCUGCUUGGAAGUACAGUUUUGCUGUGGUCUGUGAGCUUGGCUGCUGGCUUUGGAUCUGUUGACAUGUUCCAUGGAUUGAUAUCACUGAUUUUGACAAUUGUGAUUACAAUCACGACUGUGGGGUUGGCAUUGAAAUUACCAUCAAUGGAUGAUAAUCAGUUGGUUGUCUUUACUACAAUAUCAUAUACCAUUUUGAUUUUAUCAACUAUCUUGAUAAUAUUUAAUGUCACCAAGCAACCAAAUACACCGAUCUUCAGCAUUGUGUCGGCAAUCAUCUUUGGAUUAUUCAUAAUCUGUCUAAUAUUUGGCUUUAUGAACAACUUGGACCUGGUAGUAUGGUGGUUUUCACCGUAUCCAUCGCAAUUUGUUGAGGCUUUUAUCCUCUGGUUACUAGUGUGCUGCCUUUUCGUCAUUGUAUAUACUACUUUAAUGUUGCCUAAAAUAUGGAACAAAUAACAGGAAUUAUUUGUUUGUUUGAUAUGCCUGAGAGUGGUGUUAAACCUGGUGCUUCUGAAUCAUGAUUUGAUAUUUAUAAUUUUA
Molecule: messenger RNA, 962 nt
Organism: Trichobilharzia szidati
Lineage: Eukaryota; Metazoa; Platyhelminthes; Trematoda; Strigeidida; Schistosomatidae
Source: the annotation of a GenBank genome assembly